AUGGUGCCACGUGGAGCACACAGUGAUCGAGUCCCAGGCAUCAGUGAAGAUCCUGUGGAUAACAUGGACACUCAUAUUUAUGACCUUCUUAUUUUCCAGCACCUCCCAGAUGGCUCUGCCCCAAGUGCACACGCUGAAUUUUAUCUUCUGCCAGAUCCUUAUGAGGUCAGUCGAAGGAAAACAAGAACAGCUCCAAGAGGCUCUGACCCUACUUACAAUGAACUUGCCGCGGAAGGAGCAGCGUUAACUGGCGCCCAACGUGGGGCCUCUGCAGCCUGUGGAGACCCCCGGAGGAGUCGACCCUGUGGAUUACAAAGACUUGUGGGCGGCAGUUACCCCGGUUGUAGCAGGUCGGUUUUUGUCCGGCGGCACUCCCGGGGAAGAAGCGACAACCUCCGGUGUGCAGGAGACCGCUUCUGGGGCUCGGACGCCUUCCACAGCCCAAGUCAGGACCUGGAACAGAUAGAGAGGCAGGUUGACAGACCUGAGCUGCAGGAGCAGCUUAUCCUGGAGAUGGCAAAGACAAAUUGUAAUGACAUUUGUAAACAAGUUAUUUUCAGCCUGCCUUUGUAUCCACCGCCAACCUUGGAUGUCCUCAUUGAUGCAUGCGAGAAGAAAGUGCCAUUAGUGGGGACGUCCAGGGCGCCAUCUCUACCACCGGCGGCCACGAGACCACCGACUGCAGCAAUAGCCCAGCACCCGCCAGGCCAACCUCCACCACUGUCUGGAAAACCUCUGCAGUGCUAUCGCUGUGGGCAGCUGGGGCAUAUGACCAGGGAUUGCCCUGCCGCGCAUCCCUGCCCUGGACCUGCGAGGGGCAAUAUGGGGGGAAAAGGGGGAGAGGGAGUCUUUAAUAAAAAAAACUAAAAGCGCGGCGCGAACCUGCCCCGCGUGAAGCAACAAAUGGGGCAGGUAUCGCGGUGGGGGGGAAAAACACCAACCGGACAUGGCCUAUUCACUGGACGAGACACUUGGUAACGACACGAGACAUCCUCUUCCGGUCCCAGCACUGGACAGUAGUAGCUGUGGACCCGCUGGAGGAAAAGACAAUGGACACCGGACGUGACAGUAAGUACAUCGCCAUCGGGGACACCAAGCACACCCCUCCGGAGAUUGAGAUUUCUCCGAUCACCUUUCCGGGUGGUCCGGAGAACCUCAUAAAAGUAUUACCUCUAUUGAGGCUCAUCACAGGUAAAGUGUA
This is a messenger RNA of Poecile atricapillus (Black-capped chickadee), 1201 nucleotides long. RefSeq lists its product as uncharacterized. The record is from RefSeq and is a predicted model, not a curated record. NCBI's taxonomy places the organism in Eukaryota, Metazoa, Chordata, Aves, Passeriformes, Paridae. Gene Ontology annotation, molecular function: zinc ion binding; nucleic acid binding. Bases 1 to 867 code for a protein of 288 amino acids. The transcript has 4 exons.